AUGGGAUUGAAAAUUCUGGUCAGAACUCACCAAGGACACAAUCACAUCGACAGGAAUUUCGGCAGCGGCUCACCACAGAUAAUCAUAGACGAUUUCGGAGAAUGCCCGAAUUCGCUCGAUGUGCCGCCUGUUAUUACCUUACUGCAGACGUCUGACCGUGAGAAGCUGUUUGAGAUCAGACCUGACCUAGAUGAGCGUGAAAUGGAGGGCGAUCUCAAGCGUCCGCUCAAGGGAUACGGAAAGUUUCUUUUGAGAUGGAACAUACGAGAUGAUAAAGACCACAGCAACGUUCUCCGCCUUUUUGAGACUUUGGCCACAUCCAUGGCAAUCAUGAUAUCAAAGGACCUAUACAAAGAGUCCAGGGCAAACACGCAACACGCUCAUGGCAGUGGCGACGACGCUCUGUCAGCCAUGUCGAUUUCAGAUGGCCAAAUCGAAGACCAACAAUCUUCGUCAGAAGAGGAAGUCGACGACGACGACGACAACGAUAGUCAGCAAUGCGAAGAUUCUGGUGGUCUAGCUAAAGAUUACUGGAUCGCACAUUCGAAGUCACAUAUCUCGAUACGCAACGAGCACCUACAAUCGAAGAAUGCAACCAGACGACGAGAUCAGAUCCCAGCUUGA
Messenger RNA from Fonsecaea nubica, 624 nucleotides. RefSeq lists its product as hypothetical. The record is from RefSeq and is a predicted model, not a curated record. NCBI's taxonomy places the organism in Eukaryota, Fungi, Ascomycota, Eurotiomycetes, Chaetothyriales, Herpotrichiellaceae. The transcript is spliced from 2 exons. The coding region runs from base 1 to 624 and encodes 207 amino acids.